This is a messenger RNA of Racocetra fulgida, 171 nucleotides long. The record is from the annotation of a GenBank genome assembly. NCBI's taxonomy places the organism in Eukaryota, Fungi, Glomeromycota, Glomeromycetes, Diversisporales, Gigasporaceae.
AUGGAAGAAGAUGGAAAUGAUAGAGUUCAAGCAUUGGAAUAUCGCCAAAAGUCUGCAAAGAAAAAUGUUAGUAGUAAAGAAAUACUUGAGGAAGAUUCGAAGAAUGUUGAAUGUGGAGAAUCGGUUGAAGAAUCUAAAUUGGAAGAUAAUCAUAGAUUAGUAUUUGACUGA